AUGAAAUUCCUGAUCGCCCUCCUGGGAGUCUUCCUGACUCAGGCCCUCGCCAAUGAUAACAUCAAAAUCAACAAUUCAGGAAAUGAUGGUGGAAGUGUUUCCCAGCAAGUCAACAUCAACAAUCAGGACAACAUUGCUAAUAUCAACAGUCUGAAUGGCUGGAACUCCUGGGACUCCAUCUGCGACUUUGGCACAGGGUUUGCUGCUACCAGACUGUACAACAAGAAGAUCUGUGUUGUCACCAAGAUGAAACCAACCUUCCCCACCCUCGAGCAGCUCAGCGCCAUUGCCAAAAACAAGCAACAGGCUUCUCCCAACACCCAGCUGGUGACCUACACUAUCAACCAGAAACCCAUUGUUAACAUUGAAGAGUAUGGCAAGCACAUUGAAUCUCUGUGCAGAGGCAUGCCAGCCUACACUGCCCAGGAAAUGCCCAGUGCCGAAGGAGAGUUUGCACUCUGCAGUUCCAACAGCAUCAUCACAAUUUUGGGAAUCAGCUUCUGUUUUUAAGAUGUGAA
Messenger RNA from Pseudophryne corroboree (corroboree frog), 518 nucleotides. Its product is annotated as gastrokine-1-like. Lineage: Eukaryota; Metazoa; Chordata; Amphibia; Anura; Myobatrachidae. The record is from RefSeq and is a predicted model, not a curated record. The coding region runs from base 1 to 510 and encodes 169 amino acids. Gene Ontology annotation, biological process: regulation of cell population proliferation. The transcript is spliced from 6 exons.